AUGUCGUACAAUCCAUCCUACGGAGGCCAAUUCCAAGGUCUCAAUGCAGCGAGAGGAGCUGGCAAGAAGGAGGACCCGAAGUCCAAAGGCAGCUCCAGCUCUAUGGCUAAAAGCGACCCGCUUGCUUCCGACACUCCCCCAACUAAAGUGAUUGUGAAAUUCACUGGCUUGACGUUUGUCGGCAUGCCUGAUCUGAAGGCACCCGAUCGAAGGGAUUUCUUCGUCGCAGCAGUCUUCGAAAACGAUGACCUGAACGAGGUCAUGAAGCAUAAGCGGGCGAGGACGCCCAUUAUGCCCGGUCGAUAUGUUGGCACUGUAUGGAAUGCGGACUUCAAAAACUGUCAACUGGUGCUUCCGGUGGCAGACCCGAGCAAACGACUGCGUUUCUACGUCUGCGCGAUCACUACGACGCAUGUAGAGGAGGAAGGCAAGCGGUCGCGAGAUAUUGCGCUAGUCGGCAUUGGCUACUCAGAUUCAUUCUUCAUAGACAAAUGCAAAACGUACUUCUCGUCUGUCCUGGAACUGAAACCCGUUCAAGGCGGCGAUGAGAGCAUCAAACCCGGCAAGCUUGAACUCUCUGUGGAAUGCUGUGGAGACAACCAUGGUCCCCCUAUCCCUCCCGACACCGAAGACAGCGUCAUGGAGGCUUUCCAAGCGUAA
Besnoitia besnoiti is the source of this 660-nucleotide messenger RNA. RefSeq lists its product as uncharacterized. The transcript is spliced from 7 exons. NCBI's taxonomy places the organism in Eukaryota, Apicomplexa, Conoidasida, Eucoccidiorida, Sarcocystidae. The coding region runs from base 1 to 660 and encodes 219 amino acids. The record is from RefSeq and is a predicted model, not a curated record.